AUGUAUUUAAAGCUCGAUAAUACAGGGGACAAAUAAAUUAAAUUUACGUCCCAACAAAUUAAAAAAUUAGGUGAACUACCUUUUAAUGACACAUUAGUACAAUUUGUUCAACUUCCUCCUACCCAAUUAUAUCUCCCUUUACACUUCUACAAAUAAUCUCCAUCCCUUCCUCCAUUUUCCAUAUUCCUCAAGCCACCAAACAAACAGAAAAAAAACCCCUAAAAUUAACCGCAAAAUUAACAAUGGCUAGCAGCACCAGCGAAUCCACCCUACAAGUCCUGAACACCAAACAAUCCACACCAGAAUCCGCCAUCAAAGACGAGCGAGCCGGUGCGGAAAUCGUAUACGGCCACGAAGAAUGCCAGAAACGUUCCCUUGAACUACUAACAGAACUAGGGUUUCCUAAAGGGGUUCUGCCAUUAAAGGAUCUGGUAGAGUGUGGAAGGGUUAAAGAAACUGGGUUUGUUUGGAUGAAGCAGAAAUCCCCAUCGGAACAUUAUUUUGAAGGGAGUAAGACUCUUGUAAGUUAUAGUACUGAAGUUACUUCUUAUGUUGAAAAAGGAAGGAUGAAGAAGAUGACUGGGGUUAAGAGUAAACAGUUAUUAAUGUGGAUUACUAUUGUUGAAAUGAGUGUGGAUGAUCCAUGUUCUGGAAAGAUCCAUUUUAAGAGUGUUGUGGGGAUUGGAAAGUCUUUUCCUAUUACUGCUUUUAUGAACGAAGAGGAAAAGGUCAAGUAUUUGGAAGACAAGAAAUCUCAAGAUAAGAUAUAGAAAAUCAAAUUUUAUAUAUUACUCGCUCAAUACUUUUGAAUUUGCUAAUUUUAUAUUUAUAAUAAGUAUUUUAUUUAGGACAAUAUAGCAAAUUCAAGAGAAAAAAAUUAAGUAUAAAGCAUAUAAAAUGAUUUGAGGGUCAAAUAUUAAAGUUUCAGAAUAUAUUAUAUAGUAUAUACCUAUUAUCAUCGUAUCUAUGUUGUAUUUUGAUUGUUCCUUAUAUAUUUAUAUUGUACUUCUCUUAUGUGACUAUGACAUUUCUCAAUUUUCUAA
Molecule: messenger RNA, 1043 nt
Organism: Amaranthus tricolor (Joseph's coat)
Lineage: Eukaryota; Viridiplantae; Streptophyta; Magnoliopsida; Caryophyllales; Amaranthaceae
Exons: 1
Coding region: 243-770 (175 amino acids)
Source: RefSeq, a predicted model, not a curated record